UGGGAUCUAUCAACAGAAGUUGUAGAACAAAUUUAGUAAUGUGAGGGCCAAUAGGCUUGCUCCGUUAAACCAAUCAUAACCUUGCCACUGUCUUCACCAAUCACAUGGAUAGAUAGUAAGCUAAAAAUUCCCAACAUUACCACUCUAACUCUUAUUUAUAGAGCCAAAGUAGGUAUAUUUCUCAGACGUGGUAGUAUUUGCAUAAAGGAACGACACGGAGACAAGUGACUCAGUCAAACAUGUGCUGGGAAAGGAUAUUUUGAGCACGUCGAUAAAGAGACUAUGUAGUGAAGUGCAGCUGUUUGGGCUUCCUGUUUCUACACAAAAUUGAGAUCUUUAACAAGACUUAGCUCAUUCUUCAAUAGUUUUCUCAGAUUGGUGACAUUCAACUGCUACUGUUGGCUUCAUCAAAAGAAUCAAAACCAAUGUCUUUGUUAGGUUUCAAAGUCAUUGCUGGAUUYAUUCUCCUAUCUAUGUUUGGCACGACGAUUACGGAUAACUGCAAAUCUACUAGCGAAAUUAAAGUCUGUAAAGGUGAUUCGAAAGUUCUUACACCCAGUGCCAAUUGUAAUAUAAAUAAUAUAGACAAGGACACAAGUAUCAAGUUAAAAAAUUCAAGAACUGGACAUAAAUGGGUAAAGGUUGACAUGACUCAUGAUGUGAAUAAGUAUGAGAGAAACAGCACACUGGUCGAGGUGAAAAAYAUAGGAGAAAAUGACACUGGCUUAUACAGAUACAGAAUUGCGAAGUCUGCUGAAAAAUGUUGCGUAUCACUAGCAAUCAUAUGCGAAUACCUCGUAGUACCAUCUGGAUCUAGUGUUAAUCUAAUUUGCAAGGUCAUAGAAGAUGGGACAGAGCUACGAAAAGGYCUUUUAAAAAUGAAAUGGAAAUUUAAAAACGAAUCUGUGGACUUAACAUAUAGCAACGGGACAAAUGUGUUUCUUGAACAAUUAAAGAAAAUCAAUUCUGGAAACUACACAUGCCGUGGAGAGAAAGAAAAAUAUGUAUUGGGAUCAAGUCGAUGGAAGGUUUAUACAUUCGUUCUCGAAGUAUACGAUCGUGAGCCCCAAUUGAUUGCGACCACCAAAGAAACAUCGCAGGAGAAGCAAACUUCGCGAUUUUCCCUGCCUACAGUUGUUAGUGUACCAGAUUGCAUGACGAGGAAGGAAACAACACCUACGUCUACUGUGCACACGGAUACGACAAAACAGAAAACAACUAAUGUGCCGAAUUCCACAAAAGUGAAGCCAAAGAAAACACCAGAUACAAGGUCAAAGACAGAAGAAACUCUGGUYCCGUCCACAAAAGAAGUCAUUGCUGUUGUGUUCAAAAAGAGGGGAGAAAAAGACAACAGACCAAGUAGCGUUGGUACGAAAGCAAAUUGGRGAUUUUUUGCUUUGGUAUUGUGUCAGUUAUAUAUUUAUGGGAUAUAUACUUCGAUUGCUUGUUAACCAUAUGCCUUAACUGAGAUAGCGACUCUGGUGGAUUCUGGUGGCGGCAGCCAAKAUCCGUGGAUUCCGUAGUACCGAUUCUCUCGCAAAGUAGUAAUUGCUGAAAUAUUAGAUYAGUAGGUUUUAGAAAAAAAACUUUGAACAUAAUUGCAUAGGAUACGCCUAUGAAAAUCAUCUUUAAUAAUCUCUGAUUAAAUCUUAAUGAUCGAGCUUGGAUUUCUUAUGARUUACAUGCCGUAUCUACACAGACCAUCAUGACUGAAAUAGAAUAACAAAUGGUAAAAAAACGUACACAAAGAUUUACAUACUAUGAUUGCAAAGAAAUAUGAUAUCCUUUUAGUUUUAAGACAAAAUGUAGCACAUGUCCAAACUAUAACAUAUCAAGGCUCGACUAAAAUAUGAGUCUACCAAAUAUAUAGCCUGCGACACAUCAGGAAUUUUCUUCAGACUCCGAAAGAAAAAGGCCGGAUGGAACUAAGGCCCCGUYCACAYGUGUCCGGAAAUUUUUGUGUCCGUAUCCGCAAAUUUUAAGAAAACAUAUACGUGUGGACGGUGAAAACGAUUCGAAAACGAUUMGAAUACGCUGCGUGUGGACGCAAACAUUUUCGUAUCCGCAAAAAAUAAUUUGCGGAUACAAAAAUUUCCGGAUACGUGUGGACGGGGCCUAAGGCUACCUAAUAUAAAGCUCAGAGGAUAACCGGAAUAUACCCAUAGUAUUUCUGGCCACAGUUCUUCAUUCACGCGAAUUCAAAUUUUAAGCAACAACGACAACAACAACAAAAAUAAAAUAAAAUAAAAUCGAAACUGAUUAUGAAUUGUGAAUAUUAAAAAUUAAAUUCGUAGCGAUGUUAAAAACAAUUAGCUAUUUGUUUAUACUUUUACUGAGACAUAUUCCAUGCUGUUCGUUUUAUAUUAUCUCAACAUUCAUGAACAUUCUGGCUUUAUUUCCCGUCGAGUUCAGUGAGACGCUUGCAAAUUUAGUUAAUAAGUGCRCAUAUUAUGAAUAAAAGGGUCUACUGCUGUUUAUUAAUAAUAAAAAWUWUUUAAUCAGGAUACAAACGUCACUAAAAGUGAUUUACAGUAUGGUCACUCCUGCAUWAAAAAAAAAAAAAAAAUUCUUGAUUGCCUAUAGUUUUUGUAUAUUUGAAAAAAAUAUUCUUGAUUGCCUAUAGUUUUUUUUAUAUUUGAAAAAAAAUAUUCUUGAUUAUCUUUCCCGUCGAGUUUAGUGAGCCGACGCUUGCAACUUUAGUUAACGCGUGCGCAUCUUAUGAAUAUUAAGAAUAAUAAAUCUUUAAUCAGGAUACAAACGUCACUGUGAUUUAAAAGUGAUUUACAGUAUGGUCACUCCUGCAUAAAAAAAAGUUUUUUGUUAAAGUUUUUUUUAUAUUUAAAAAAUAUAUUGAUUAUCUUUACGUAGUAGAUGCUCUAUCAGUGACAUGUAUAUAGAUAAAAGCUUCGCGAGAUAUAAAAAUACAUUGCUUUAAGAAGUGUUUGUAUUAUUAAUUUUUGUUUCUGACCAGCAUCGAAGUAUUUGUACCACAUACACUACAGUAUACUGGUUUUUUGCACAGACAGCCUAAGCUCUGCUUUCUGACAGGCAUGGAGCACAGGUAGCCCAACCUUGKUUUCUGUGGUGUMAUGUUAUUAAGGAAAUGUAUGGGGAUUCAUCAAAAAUUUCAAUAAAGGAARGAAGUAAGGAAGGAAGGUUCUUUAUUUUAUCACGGUAAAAACAUCAGUCGGUUACCUAAAAAUAUUUAAAAGYAAAGAUUUACAAUUAAAAAGCUAGUUACUGUUUUACAUGUUUGCCGUGGAGCCCUUAGUUACAACUUUUCUUACUGUACAAACUAUCAAUUUCCUUUUUAAAUUUUCGUACUGAUUUGACCUCUUUUAUAUUUAAUGGUAGGUCAUUCCACAAUUUUGCCCCACUAUAGCUGUAUGAUCGUUUUAGAUAUUUAGUGUGUGGCUUAGGUAUUGACAGUUUAUGAUCAUGAUUUCGAAGGUUGUAUUAAAUAUGGUAGUCGGAGAAAAGGUUUUGUAAGUAAACUGGUGUACGUCCCUGCAUCGUCUUAAACAUUAGUUUAAUAAAAUCAUUGAAACGURAAAUAAAGCCUCAAAAUUUUACYUACUA
This is a messenger RNA of Actinia tenebrosa (Australian red waratah sea anemone), 3579 nucleotides long. RefSeq lists its product as uncharacterized. NCBI's taxonomy places the organism in Eukaryota, Metazoa, Cnidaria, Anthozoa, Actiniaria, Actiniidae. The record is from RefSeq and is a predicted model, not a curated record.